AUGAGCAAACCUCGUCGCGUGGCGAAACGGCGCGUUGCCACAACGACAUCCUCCAGCCAGACAGAUGAAGCGCCAUUCCCUACACCGACUCAAAGCCUGCCGCUGCCCAGCUCAUCCACAGAUGAUGCAGCAGCCGCAACUGGUCAAGAAGUAUUUCUCGCCGAUGCGAAUCUGGUCCGUUGCAUAGCUCACACGCAUGACUUUUCCCAAAGGAGCUUCGAGGCGAGUCAUGAAGAGCGAGCAGCUACCUUGGGGAGCGUGCUUGAGCAGCUUUUUGAUCCAGAACGGACAAAGAAGCUUGCAGAUCUGGUCGCGAAAUACUAUGGUCACGGGAAAUCGUCGCUGACGCCUGGAUGCCUCAUAGCACCACCAGUGCUGUGUUGUCUGGAAAAGGCUGUGGGAAUGUUCAAGUCUGGCACUCGCGAGGAGCGUGCGCGCUGUCUGGGCGAGAUGAUACUUUCCGAAACAGCCAAUCCUGUUGUGAUAGACGCAAACACGACGCCCGAGAGUUUCAUGGGCAUUUUUAAAGACCAUGCAAUUCGGCUAGAGUAUCUGGGAAUUAUAUUUGCAAUCGCGGCUUGGGCGGGUCAAAUUGAGCCAGACGACAGCGAACGGCGAAAGAGUUUUGUGAGCAGUAUGCUCUACUGCAGUGGGACCUGUUUGCGAAUUACACGCGAGAUUGCGACGGUCAACGACAUGUCGCUGUGGCUCGGCCACCAUUAUUAUAUCCUCGUCGCGACCGACAAGGGGCAUUCCAGCGAGCAAACGUGGAAGUGCAUGGGCGAUCUAAUAUCCGACGCUGUUGCGUUUGGUAUAUUUCAAGACUCGUUCAACAAGAAAGAUGCACCAUUCUUCCUGACCCAGUGGCGGCAGAAAUUCUUCUACGACCUCUACUCCAAGGACAAGUUUUUGGCCAAUCUCUUUGCGCGGCCACCUCGACUACUAAAAAUAUACUCCGACGUUCAAAAACCAUGGGAGCUGCCAGACGAAUUUUUGCUUGGCGCCACAGAAGCAGAUGCCGCUACCAGACUUACACCAGAUGGCUGGGAUAGGCACAGAGUUCUCAGCCCAGCCAGCUGGAUCCGCCUGCGAAGCAUCACAGGCGAGAUUGCGGAAACAGUACUUAAAUUCCGGUUCCAAUCCGCGACAGAAGAUACUGUAACUGAGCUCAAGAAUACGUCGAGGCGCAAUUGGAUGCUGUGGGCGACGAUACCGCAACAUCUGCGGUACAGCCCGAGAAGUUGGACGGAAUGCCCAGACUCGGACGCGUGUUUCAUGCUCACGAGCGUCUUCUUGACAUUUCUUCAUUGCGACUUUUCAAUUUGGAGGAUACUGGAAAAGCAAGACGCCGAGUCCAAGCGGCAGCUAAUUAAAAUUGCAGGCGAGAUUCUAGCGCUCAUUCAGGAACUUGGUUCAUUUCGCAGACGGCAAGCGUCAUUCCACGUACGGUUUGCCUACAUAAUGCUCUGGGACGGCCUAUCUCCUGCCAUUGUCCUCGCAAGGCAACUACUAGACAUGGCCCGAAACGGCCCGGAUGUUGCUGUGGCUUCUUCACCGCCCGACAUGGACCGUGCACGCAUCGUCCGCAUCCUGUCCGUCUUUGUUUCCCAGCUGGAGAGUGUCGCUGCGCCGGGCGAGCCAAACUACGACCUCUGCAAGCAGGCAGGCAUGGCUAUCUCAUACGCGCUGGACGAGUCACUACGCGGGCCGCAAGCGCGUACCACCAGCGACGAGGCUUCCGCUUCGGUGAACGUGAGCGACGCAGAUACUCUAGAUGAGUUUGACCUUUCGGAGUGGACGGGUAUGAUUGAUUGGGCGGGCGGGCAUGGCCAGGGAGACUGGCCGAUAGCUUAG
Molecule: messenger RNA, 1854 nt
Organism: Akanthomyces muscarius
Lineage: Eukaryota; Fungi; Ascomycota; Sordariomycetes; Hypocreales; Cordycipitaceae
Exons: 4
Coding region: 1-1854 (617 amino acids)
Source: RefSeq, a predicted model, not a curated record